Messenger RNA from Diprion similis, 1131 nucleotides. RefSeq names its product delta-aminolevulinic acid dehydratase (gene Pbgs). The coding region runs from base 47 to 1057 and encodes 336 amino acids. NCBI's taxonomy places the organism in Eukaryota, Metazoa, Arthropoda, Insecta, Hymenoptera, Diprionidae. Gene Ontology annotation, cellular component: cytosol. Gene Ontology annotation, molecular function: porphobilinogen synthase activity; zinc ion binding. Gene Ontology annotation, biological process: heme biosynthetic process. The transcript has 5 exons. The record is from RefSeq and is a predicted model, not a curated record.
UCAGCCCAACAAUCAUUGAAAACAUAUUUGAUUAAAAACCUAACAAAUGGCAACCGUCGAAGCUAAACACAGUCUGCAUAGUGGAAUAUUUCACCCUUUAUUGCGACAAUGGCAAUCACCGAACGUCGAAAUUACAGCGAAGAAUCUGAUGUAUCCGAUAUUUAUAUUAGAUGAACCCAAUGCUAAGGACCAUAUUCCAAGUAUGCCUGGAGUAUAUCGGUAUGGAAUAAAUGUUUUAAAAGAAAUAUUGGAGCCAUUGAUAGCAAAGGAGCUGCAAUCAGUUUUGUUGUUCGGUGUUCCAAGUCACUUGACCAAGGACAAAACAGGUUCCAAUGCAGAUAGCAGUGAAAAUCCAGUAAUGCAAGCAAUACCGUUACUUCGAAAGUGGUUUCCUAAUCUGUUAAUCGCUUGCGAUGUUUGCUUAUGUGCUUAUACUGAACAUGGGCAUUGCGGAAUACUACACACUGACGGUGGCAUCAAUAACGAAGCUAGCAUCCAACGUAUUAGCGAGAUUGCUGUCAAAUAUGGUCAAGCUGGAGCACACGUCGUGGCACCUUCAGACAUGAUGGAUGGUCGAAUCGGAGCAAUAAAGAAAGCUUUAGCCGCUGCUGAUUUGCCAAAUAAAGUUACAGUUUUAUCCUACGCUGUCAAAUUUGCAUCAGGUUUUUACGGGCCCUUCAGAGAUGCCUCAAAGUCUGCUCCGCAAUUUGGAGACAGAAAAUGCUACCAGCUACCGCCAGGUAGUAAUGGGCUUGCAGCAAGAGCGGCUGCUAGAGAUGUAGCAGAAGGUGCUGACAUGCUCAUGGUGAAGCCAGGUUUAGCAUACUUGGAUAUAGUUCGGAAAAUUAAAGAUGCCCAUCCUGAGUACCCACUUUUUGUUUACCAAGUGUCUGGUGAAUAUGCAAUGCUUUACCAUGGAGCUCAGAAUGGAGCACUUGAUUUAGAAAGUGUACUAUAUGAAGUAUUGACAGCGAUGCGAAGAGCCGGUGCUGAUUGUAUUAUCACUUACUUUGUGCCGCUAAUUUUGGAUAUGUUAAAACCAAAAAGCAAAUAUUAGUUCCUGUUAGUGAAAUUCUGUAUAUUUAUACAAUGGGCUAGUAAUUUUCUCGGGAUUGAUUCAAUACCAAAAUA